ACGAGCAGUUAGAAGAUAUUAAUAGGCAGCAAGCGAUAAAGGAUCGACCAGGGAAAAGUGGUGGUGGUGAUGGUGGUGGAAGUAUGCAGAAGAAGAGAAAAUUGUAUCUAGAGCCACCUGUCCUGCAACAUGUGGAAGAGGAUGAGGAGGAUGAGGAGGAGAAGGAGGAAGAGCAUGAGGAGCAGCCCAGGCAGAUGCAUACGGUUGGUGCAACACCAUCAUCAGCAGCAUCAACCUCAACUGGUAGACGUGGUGGUGGUGGUGGUGUUGGUGGUGGUGAUAAUGAUGAUGAUGACAUAUUGUUAUUGUCACAAAAUAUAUUUUGA
Molecule: messenger RNA, 326 nt
Organism: Acanthoscelides obtectus
Lineage: Eukaryota; Metazoa; Arthropoda; Insecta; Coleoptera; Chrysomelidae
Source: the annotation of a GenBank genome assembly